Molecule: messenger RNA, 592 nt
Organism: Cantharellus anzutake
Lineage: Eukaryota; Fungi; Basidiomycota; Agaricomycetes; Cantharellales; Hydnaceae
Exons: 4
Coding region: 21-215 (64 amino acids)
Source: RefSeq, a predicted model, not a curated record
UUCAGGCUGCCAUAUCACCUAUGAAUAGCACGUCUACUCUUCUUUCGCUAUGGGAGAGAUUGUGGAACGAGCUGAACAUUUGGCUAAGUGGGUGGUGGACUGAUUGGAGUGUUCAUAUUCCAUCGGUUGAACGGUUGGUAGGUCAUUGUACCAUUUCCUAUUGGGGCCAGCUGGAUCGCGUGGCGAUUAACAAGAGCAACUGGGUCAUCAACUAAUUGUUGGGCCCUCACCAUCGGAAAAGUGUUGUGCACGCGAGAUUGAUCAUUCUUCAACCCCUCAGCUCGACGCGCAUUUUUGUCCGCCACUCCCCCAAUCCCUUUCCUGGGAUGCCUGCACUGAAACCUUGCUCCUGUCCUUCGGCGCCCGUGCUGUUGCUAACUAAUAUACCUCACAGCACCGUUGUACCGCGGAAGCGAUGCAUGUGCACAUAGGGGGAAACAGUUGCAAACACCUACAUGUCAGUGUGCAGAUCCUCGUAGUGAUGUCGUGAUUUGGUUCGGUCUUGGAACAGCUCGACUAGCGUCAUACUACUAAUUACGCUACAAGGUGCCUACAAUGCUUGAAAAUGUUUCGACCAAAAACUACGAAACAA